This is a messenger RNA of Leguminivora glycinivorella, 469 nucleotides long. It is a transcript of the gene Ssb-c31a, whose product is annotated as RNA polymerase II transcriptional coactivator. The record is from RefSeq and is a predicted model, not a curated record. The transcript has 3 exons. Gene Ontology annotation, molecular function: DNA binding; transcription coactivator activity. NCBI's taxonomy places the organism in Eukaryota, Metazoa, Arthropoda, Insecta, Lepidoptera, Tortricidae. The coding region runs from base 87 to 401 and encodes 104 amino acids. Gene Ontology annotation, cellular component: nucleus; transcription regulator complex. Gene Ontology annotation, biological process: positive regulation of transcription initiation by RNA polymerase II.
UGAGAUAAUACCGGCUUGGCUAGGUGGCAACUGGCACCGUCACUCGAGAAUAAUUUCGUGAUAAGCAAAUCAGUAACCAAAACAAUAUGCCCAAAAACAAGAAGAAAGCUGAAAGUUCUAGUGAUAGCGACGAGGGUCCAGUUGAUAGAAAUGUCCCACCAGAAAAGAAAGCCAAAAUGGGCUCAAGAACCACAGACAAAGAGCCAACCUGGGUGUUGGAGGGCAAGAAGCUCGUCAAAGUGAGGGAGUUCAAGGGAAAGAACUAUGUGGACAUUCGGGAGUUCUACGAGAAGAACGGAGACCUGUUACCGGGGAAGAAAGGAAUCAGUUUAACUCCGGAGCAGUGGAGGAAACUGCUGGCGUUGGCGGAGGAGGUCAAUGAGGUCCUCAGUAACUGUUAAUUGAACAAAUAUAAUAUAUGAUUGUGUUGCUAUUUGUAAGGAUUAUUAAAGGUUUGUUGAGCAAAUUA